Miscanthus lutarioriparius is the source of this 1920-nucleotide messenger RNA. Lineage: Eukaryota; Viridiplantae; Streptophyta; Magnoliopsida; Poales; Poaceae. The record is from the annotation of a GenBank genome assembly.
AUGACGGACGGCCACCACUUCAACAACAUCCUCCUCGGAGGGCGCGGUGGCACGAACCCUGGUCAGUUUAAAGUGUAUUCUGGUGGACUUGCAUGGAAGAGACAAGGUGGAGGAAAGACCAUUGAGAUUGACAAAGCUGAUGUAACCGCAGUUACUUGGAUGAAAGUCCCCAGAGCAUAUCAGCUUGGAGUCAGGAUUAAGGAUGGCCUGUUCUACAGAUUUAUUGGCUUCCGUGAACAGGAUGUGAGCAGCUUGACCAACUUCAUACAAAAGAAUAUGGGCGUCACACCAGAUGAAAAACAGCUUUCUGUUAGUGGCCACAAUUGGGGAGGGAUUGAUAUAGAUGGAAACAUGCUAACCUUUAUGGUUGGUUCAAAGCAAGCAUUUGAAGUAUCCCUAGCAGAUGUUGCACAAACCCAGAUGCAAGGAAAAACAGAUGUUCUCUUAGAGCUUCAUGUUGAUGAUACUACUGGAGCCAAUGAGAAAGACUCCCUCAUGGAUUUAAGUUUUCAUGUGCCUACUUCGAAUACUCAGUUUGUUGGGGAUGAGAAUCGCCCUCCGGCUCACAUUUUAUGGGAGACUAUAUUGAAAUUUGCUGAUGUUGGUUCUUCUGAAGAACCAGUUGUCACGUUUGACGGAAUUGCAAUUCUUACACCAAGAGGACGUUAUAGUGUUGAGCUUCAUCUGUCAUUUCUGCGACUCCAAGGACAAGCUAAUGAUUUCAAAAUCCAAUACAGCAGCAUUGUUCGCCUCUUUCUUUUGCCAAAGUCAAACAAUCCUCAUACGUUUGUUGUUAUCACUCUUGAUCCACCAAUCCGUAAAGGACAAACAUUGUAUCCUCACAUUGUUAUUCAGUUUGAGACAGAGGCAGUAGUUGAAAGAGACCUGGCAUUGAGUAAAGAGCUGUUGGUUGACAAAUACAAGGACAGGCUUGAGGAAUCUUACAAGGGUCUAAUACAUGAGGUAUUUACCAAAGUCCUUCGUGGUCUAUCUGGUGCUAAAGUCACAAGGCCAGGUUCUUUCAGAAGUUGCCAAGAUGGAUAUGCAGUUAAAUCAUCACUCAAAGCUGAAGAUGGACUGUUGUAUCCACUUGAAAAGGGUUUCUUCUUCCUGCCAAAGCCACCUACACUCAUUCUUCAUGAGGAGAUUGAGUUUGUUGAAUUUGAACGUCAUGGUGCUGGGGGUGCCAGUAUAUCAUCUCACUAUUUUGACCUCCUUGUCAAACUGAAAAAUGACCAAGAGCAUCUCUUCAGAAAUAUUCAAAGGAAUGAGUACCACAACCUCUUCAACUUCAUCAAUGGAAAGAACAUUAAAAUAAUGAACCUUGGAGGAGAUGGUCAAGGUGCAAGUGGUGUAGUUACAGAUGUUCUACGAGACACUGAUGAUGAUGCCGUUGAUCCACAUCUAGAGCGUAUUAAGAAUCAGGCUGGGGAUGAUGAAAGUGAUGAAGAGGAUGAAGAUUUUGUUGCGGAUAAGGAUGAUAGUGGAUCUCCUACUGAUGACUCGGGUGAUGAGGAAUCAGAUGCUAGUGAUAGUGGUGGUGAAAAAGAGAAAUCAUCCAAGAAGGAAGCAAGCAGUUCAAAGCCAGUUCAGAAAAGGAAGCCUAAGGGCAGGGAUGACGAAGGACAUGAGAAGAAAAAGGCAAAGAAGAAAAAAGAUCCUAAUGCCCCCAAAAGAGCAAUGACACCGUUCAUGUAUUUCUCAAUGGCUGAGCGAGGAAACAUGAAGAGCAGCAACCCAGAUUUGCCUACGACUGAGAUUGCAAAGAAGCUUGGGGAGAUGUGGCAAAAGAUGUCAAGCGAAGAGAAGCAGCCUUACAUCCAGCAGGCCCAGGUCGACAAGAAACGUUAUGAAAAAGAGUCCGCCGUCUAUCGAGGUGAAGCUACAGCUGAUGUGGAUUCUGGCAACGAGUCUGACUAG